Panicum virgatum (switchgrass) is the source of this 1749-nucleotide messenger RNA. Its product is annotated as short-chain dehydrogenase reductase 3b-like. The coding region runs from base 501 to 1295 and encodes 264 amino acids. The transcript has 2 exons. The record is from RefSeq and is a predicted model, not a curated record. Lineage: Eukaryota; Viridiplantae; Streptophyta; Magnoliopsida; Poales; Poaceae.
GGUUACUUAGACGCUGAUGCGGCAUGAAAAAAUGAUAAACAGAAGAACUCUCUUUUCACUGGCGCCUUUGGACAAGGCCAAAGACGAUGGGGAGCAGGAGCAUGCCAGCCAUAGACGAGCGAGAGAGUGCCAUGGCUGUGUCUGCCUCAAACGGUGCAAUCACUCGGGGCCUCCACAUGCCUCCAUCUCCUCCUUCCAUCUCCAGCUGCACCAGCUUUCGUCGUCUUCUCCAUCGAUUUUUCGAGGAACCAUUGUUAGACUAUGAUGGCAGUUUUUUACUCUUUUUUAUUUUGCAGCAAUUAAGUACUGGUUUAUUUAUCGAUUUGCGAGUCUAACAAUGCUCAGUCAUGUCCUCUGGAUUCUUUUAAAAAAUAGUGCUUUUAUUAAAAUACUGACAAGCUAACGAAAACUUAAGGAAAUUGCGGUCUAUAUGAACCCAUUACCCAUGCUGAGAGUCCAUCCCUGAUAACGAGCUCGAGCUGACGAAGUUAGCAUCGACCAUGUCCAAGCCGAGGUUGGACGGCAAGGUGGCCAUCGUCACCGGCGGCGCGAGCGGCAUCGGCGAGGCGGCGGCGCGGCUGUUCGCGUCGAGCGGCGCCACGGUGGUGAUCGCGGACAUCCAGGACGCGCUGGGCGAGGCGGUGGCCGCGUCGGCCGGGUGCACGUACAUGCCGUGCGACAUCCCGGACGAGGCGCAGGUGGAGGCGACGGUGGGCGACGUGGUGGCCGCGCACGGGCGGCUGGACGUCAUGCUCAGCAACGCCGGCGUGCUGCUCCCGACGGGGUCCGUGAUGGACAUGGACCUGGCGGAGCUGGACCGCGUGAUGGCCGUCAACUUCCGCGGCGCCGCGGCGUGCGUGAAGCACGCGGCGCGUGCCAUGGUGUCGCCGAACGGCGCCCGUGGCGGCGCCAUCGUGUGCACGGCGAGCGUGGCGUCGCUCCAGGGCGGGUUUGGGCCGGCGUCGUACACGGCGUCCAAGCACGCGGUGCUGGGCCUGGUGCGCGCCGCGGCGGGGGAGCUCGGGCGCCACGGCGUGCGCGUCAACUGCGUGUCCCCCAGCGGCGGGGCCACGCCCAUGAGCUGCGCGCUCAUGGGCAUCGGGCCAGAGGAGCUGGAGGCCAUGACGGUGCCGGGCAACGUGCUGCAAGGGAAGGUGCUGCGGGCGGAGGACGUGGCGGAGGCGGCGCUGUUCCUGGCGUCCGACCAGGCGGGGUUCAUCAACGGCCACAACCUCGUCGUCGACGGCGCCACCACCGUCGUCAACCCCGCCGUGCUGCACGCCGUCGGACUGUGAACGCCGACCGUACCCCGUGAACGCCGACCGUACCCCGUGAACGCCGACCGUACCCCGUCUUCUUUGCCAUUGCCAUUGAUCUUGUUGUUGCAUAAUCCUGGCACGUUCACAUGAUCCUGUUAGUUUAGAGUUUGUUACAAUAAGCUGAGCUCUUUCACCGUUGUGACGAGCGCGUCUGUAGACUGUAGGCACCUGAUGCAUGCUCUGUUCAUGCAGAGGCAACCUGGGUCUUUAGUUUCCUCUUCUGUGCUCUGCACGUUCUCUUUGGGAUGGCGCGGCCGUUUCUCUUUGGGUUCUGGUCACGGCUUAGUUUGUUCAGGCUGCAAAUGAUAGAGUCAGAAAAGCUGCCAUUUUAGUAGCACAAAAUCCUCGUGUUCAAGCGUGAGUACAGGUGUGUGCAGUGUUCUUCUCCAGCUCCGGCAAGGUGUAGCCGGGAUCGCGACGUCAUUGGUCC